Messenger RNA from Rosa rugosa (rugosa rose), 1227 nucleotides. RefSeq lists its product as uncharacterized. NCBI's taxonomy places the organism in Eukaryota, Viridiplantae, Streptophyta, Magnoliopsida, Rosales, Rosaceae. Gene Ontology annotation, molecular function: zinc ion binding. Bases 308 to 1018 code for a protein of 236 amino acids. The transcript is spliced from 2 exons. The record is from RefSeq and is a predicted model, not a curated record.
UGAGAUAUAAUCAGUGCACCCACUGCACGUUUCUCUUCCUACCUUCAACUGUCCCCAACUCUCUCUCUCUCUCUAAGCAUGACCUCUUGGGCUCUGCAACCCUCUGAAACCUUCUUCUUAAUCUGAUCACCUUUUACUUCUGCAUCAGUUUUCCGGUAGCAAAUUUCAGACACUAAUGGAGUUAGCACUGCACCUAAUCCAACACCCACUUCUUUAAAGACCCCCCAAAGCUCCGAGCUUUAAUGCUCCAACUCUCUGUUCCUCUUGUUUCAGCUUCUGGGUGUUUUGGUUCCGUCCUCCUCCAGAAAUGUCCGCCGUCGAUUUAGAGCACGGCGGUGCUGCUCAAACCCACCGCCUCUCCUUCUCCAGAAGUGACGUCAGCGGUGACGGCAGCGUCUGCUUCUCCGACGCGGACGACGGGUCGUGCUACUCGCAGUUCUUUUCGACCAACGGCGGGUCGUACGACGAGUACAACUUUGCCGCUUUUGUGUCUGAUCCUGCUGAGGCCGGAGUGGUUGGGGUUUCGUCGUCGGAGUCUAGGAGAGACUCGUCGGUUUCGGACUGUUCGGUCCAUGUCGUGGAAAUUGAGGUUGGGCCGCCGGAAAUUAAGGUGCAUUUGGAUAGAGUAGAGAGAGAUUGUCGGAUUUGCCAUCUGGGCUUGGAGAGUAACAGCCAUGAAUCCGGAGCUCCGAUUGACUUGGGCUGUUCUUGCAAAGAUGAUCUGGGUUCAGCCCACCGGAACUGUGCUGAUGCUUGGUUCAAGAUCAAGGGCAACAAGAUCUGCGAGAUUUGUCAUUCAAUUGCCCGCAACAUUGUUGGGCCUAAUGACAUUGAGAUGAUUGAGCAGCUGAAUAAUGAAGCCACUAGUGCCGCAGCUACGGCUGCAGUCUCAGCACCAGGGCCUUCAACAGAGACUCGAAGCUUUUGGCAUGGUCAUCGCUUCCUCAAUUUCCUUCUUGCUUGUAUGGUAUUUGCUUUUGUCAUAUCAUGGCUCUUUCACUUCAACGUUCCUUCGUGAAAUCUCAACAAAGAUCGAGUUGAGAGAACAAGUGAAAAGAACCAAAAAAAGAAGUGCAACAAAAGCUGCAAAAUUUAUUGUAGGAUGAUAAGUAAUGUGUAGCUUCAUGCCUUGCAGAGGUCACAUAGAUAUCUGCCUAGUGAUUGUUGUAUCAAUAUCUGCAUAAGUUUAGAGCUUUCAUUUAAUGAUCAGGUCUUACAUAUAUAGUA